AUGUCUGUACCGGUAUCUGUCGGCGACAAAAGUCAGACCCCGGUCUCCAUGACCGAAGGGAGUUCGAUUCCGGAGACUUUGACCAACAUAGAUCUCAGCGACAGCAAAGAGCUUUUACGGCAGCUAAGGCGACAUAUCAGCUGGAUUGUCGAAUGGGUCGAAAAGAAUAAACCCUUGUGCAAUUCCAACAACGAAGACGAGUCUAUAGGAGAGGUUGGUGGGAAAGCUAAGCUAGAUGUCGGCCACUCAAUCCAGCCUCCCAUUCCGGCCAAUACCGAAUGGUAUACUUCAUCCUCCUAUGAUUACCAGAAUACCGACAAGAGUAGGGAGGUUCUGAGUCACGACACGGGCGAUGAAGCAAAAAAUAAUCUAGGUGACGAGGCUAAAGAACCAAGCACCGUCCCGCAUCGCCUGGUCGACGCCCACGAAGCAGCAGCCAAAUCUCUCGGGUAUGGAAGGAUCCCUUACGAGUACCUGGUAAAUCCUGAGGAGUAUGGAAACCAGUACUUCGAGGUCAAGAAGUCGCGACUUGGAGGGAACGGGGCUUUUGCAAAGACGGAUCUGAGGAAAGGCCAGUUGAUUCUCGCAGAACGUCCAAUACUUACGGCAAGCCCUGUCACUUUAUACCAGGAUAUAGAGUUACUAGCGCCGGAGCUUCAAGCUGCGUUCUAUCGAAUGCAUGGGCACAAAAGAUCCCCUGAUCAUGACAAGCGGCAGGCAAUCUUCCUGACUAACGCCUUUGCGGUUAAGGAAUCAUCCUUCAUCUACUUUAUUGCCGCACGAUUUAAUCACGCCUGUGGCCAGGUCAGUUCUGUCAAGUACCGUAUCGCUCAGAACAAUAUUAUAGAGCUCCGAAUGGCGAAGGAUGUGCCCGCUAGCACCGAGCUGACCAUCUCGUACGGAUCGAUGUCGCCGAGCAGCCUAUAUGCACUAUGGGGGUUCCGCUGUGCUUGUGGUGGCUGUAGGCCCCUUACGGACGCUGAAGUCAAACGAUUAGACAAGAGGGAUGAUGAUGCAUAUGGAAUCUGGUAGGGUACCGAUAAGAGACGGUUAGACAUUAGACGUGGGUGGAUAGAUACAUGGGCCCUGUUUAGAUGGGUGGCUUUUCGCGACUGGGUUUGUUCUAGCAAAGAUUGACCCUGAUUCUUUGAUUUUUU
This is a messenger RNA of Daldinia loculata, 1157 nucleotides long. RefSeq lists its product as uncharacterized. The transcript has 2 exons. The coding region runs from base 1 to 1032 and encodes 343 amino acids. Gene Ontology annotation, molecular function: protein binding. The record is from RefSeq and is a predicted model, not a curated record. NCBI's taxonomy places the organism in Eukaryota, Fungi, Ascomycota, Sordariomycetes, Xylariales, Hypoxylaceae.